AUGGUCAAGCAUUUCGCCGGAGUCAGCAGCCCCGAGCAAGGUCUGAACACUUUGCGAACAACAUACGACGGGAUUCCAGCUGUCUCCCACCACCACACCCUCACAGACAUUCUGGGAGAAGAAUGGGGCUACCACUACGUUGUCAUGACAGAUGCCGGCGGCAGCGACAGGGUGUGCAGCUACUUCAAGCUCUGA
Penicillium alfredii is the source of this 195-nucleotide messenger RNA. RefSeq lists its product as uncharacterized. The record is from RefSeq and is a predicted model, not a curated record. NCBI's taxonomy places the organism in Eukaryota, Fungi, Ascomycota, Eurotiomycetes, Eurotiales, Aspergillaceae. Gene Ontology annotation, molecular function: hydrolase activity, hydrolyzing O-glycosyl compounds. The coding region runs from base 1 to 195 and encodes 64 amino acids. Gene Ontology annotation, biological process: carbohydrate metabolic process. The transcript is spliced from 2 exons.